AGAAAUAUUAAAACAAAAAAAAGAAAAAAAAAACAAAAGAAAAGGAAAGAAAAACAAAAAAAAAACUGCAAGAAAAAUUGUGUUCGUUUUAAACCGUGCUGCCGCUCUGUUGUGCUCUAAUUUUGCCAAAUGUUUCAUGCCUUUGAUUACGGCGAUUGUCCGUCUGUCCAUUUAGAGUUGAAUUAUCUAAUAAAACGUUGACUCAAGUGAGACAGCCAUGAAUGAUGAAUAAGACGAAAACAAAGGAUCCGAAAGACGUGAACACUAGCAUUAACUUGGCUAUUGGAAAUACAGAUGAAAUUAUGGAUACGGAUAGUCAACACGAUCCAGAAGCUGAAAGCCAUAUGAUACAUCCAGAUGCUCUGUCUAUGAAUAACAAUGCCAGUAUACAUAGUCCGAUGAGCCAGGCGCUGAGUCCGGUAGUUGGCCUAAGUCAUAAUAGCAAUAGUAAUCAGAGUAAUGCCAAUUCGCCCGGAAGCACAUGCAGUAACCACAACAAUAACAAUAAUAAUACAACUUUCGCGACUAACAACACCAACAACGCAAACAAUAAUAAUAAUAAUAAUAAUAAUAAUAAUCAAACAUCAACGGUAUGUGCAAUAUGUGGCGAUCGUGCUACGGGCAAGCAUUAUGGCGCCUCUAGUUGUGACGGUUGUAAAGGCUUUUUUAGACGUAGUGUGCGCAAAAAUCAUCAAUAUACGUGCAGGUUUUCCCGCAAUUGUGUCGUCGACAAAGAUAAGCGUAAUCAGUGCCGUUAUUGCCGUUUACGCAAAUGCUUUAAGGCAGGAAUGAAAAAAGAAGCGGUACAAAAUGAACGUGAUCGCAUUAGUUGCAGACGGACAUCCAAUGAUGAUCCUGAUCCGGGCAAUGGUCUCUCUGUGAACGCGUUAUUUAAAGCGGAGAUCGAAAGUCGACAAUCGAAGGCUGGUGCUGCGAUGGAAACUAACGCUAACGAUGAUCUCUCUACCAAACAGUUCGCCAGCAUAAACGAUGUAUGCGAAUCUAUGAAACAACAACUGUUAACUCUAGUCGAAUGGGCUAAACAUAUUCCAGCGUUUAACGAGUUGCAGUUAGACGAUCAAGUUGCUCUACUCAGGGCCCAUGCGGGCGAACACUUGUUAUUGGGCUUAUCGCGACGGUCCAUGCACUUGAAAGAUGUCUUACUACUAAGCAAUAAUUGUGUUAUUACCAAACAUUGCCCGGAUCCCCGAGUUUCCCCGAAUUUGGAUAUAUCGCGUAUAGGAGCUCGCAUAAUAGAUGAAUUAGUCAUGGCUUUAAAAGACGUUAACAUCGAUGACACCGAAUUAGCAUGCAUCAAGGCAUUGGUCUUUUUCGAUCCCAAUGCCCGCGGCUUAAAUGAACCUCAACGUAUUAAAAUCUUGCGCCAUCAAAUCCUUAAUAAUUUGGAGGAUUACGUCUCCGAUCGCCAAUAUGAGUCACGUGGUCGUUUCGGUGAAAUUUUACUUAUACUCCCGAUACUACAAUCGAUUACUUGGCAAAUGAUUGAACAAAUACAGUUUGCUAAAAUUUUUGGUGUGGCUCAUAUUGAUUCGCUGCUCCAGGAAAUGCUGCUAGGGGGUGAACUUGCCGAUAAUAACGCGCCUCUGACACCACCAAAUCUUAGUAACUACAGUCCAACGCAUGGUUUAGAUGUCAGUCAAGUCACUUCGACAUUAGAUAUACUCUCUGCUCCUUCGAGCACCGAUCAACUCUCUUCAGAUGCUAUGUCAGCCUGCAUUGAAAAUAGUUUGGAGGCUCAGUUAAUGCCGCCAUUGCUUGACAAUUCUUCGGUAAAUGGACAUUUCAAUUUGGGCCCUCCCUUGGUGCAGCGCAAUCAAAAUAUCGCCUCAACGUCUAGCCUACAUAAUCAGUUGCGUAGAAACGACGGAUCUUCACCUAUGUUUAAUGAGGGCGAACAUAGUAAUGAAGUGAACCAUAAUAAUCAAUCUGUCACUGAAAGUUUCUUAGAAUCCUUUGCCCAUAGCAGGUCUAAUCAUAAUAACAACGGCAACAACAAUUCGUCCUUAACGACAAAUCAACAGCAUGCUACGCAACUUCAUAAUCACUUAACCCAAAACACUAAUAUUCAGCAAUCGGUCACCCCUUCUUCCACACAUCAUAAUAGUCAUCAUAGUCUCUCGCCGCAUGGCUCCUCCGGUCCGAUGUUGCAGUCUCCCACUUCUCAUCGUCAUCACCCUUACCAAAGAUCUGAUUCAAAUAUCACCCCGACAAGUCAUUCGAAUUCCUCACAACAUAUGCGCAAUGCAGCAGAAAUGACGUUAAAUGAGUACAACCGCGCCGAAGUUUCUAGCGCUGACGAUAUACUGAGACGAGCUUCGCUGAAAAUACGUCCGUCAGAAGCGCUAACUGCCAUUCCUAACGGCCCACCUACCACAAAUGCGGCCACAAACAAUUAUAUGUUAAACGUUUUACACGAAAGCGAUGGCUAUCGUAUGCCUGCCUUAAAACAGGAACCGGAAACGGGUUAUUAAGAAAGUGCCUUUUUUAUAGAAUAUUAUAUCAGUUAAUAGACUCUUUCUAAGUCUUUAAACUAGUUAAGCAUGUUGAAACAUGCCUUUUUUUUUUAAUUUAGUGGUUCUUCUUAAAUUUAAUUAGUCUUCCCAAAUAGUUUAUUAAAUAUUUUAAUUA
Glossina fuscipes is the source of this 2649-nucleotide messenger RNA. It is a transcript of the gene Hnf4, whose product is annotated as transcription factor HNF-4 homolog. Gene Ontology annotation, biological process: cell differentiation; anatomical structure development; regulation of transcription by RNA polymerase II. The transcript is spliced from 7 exons. The record is from RefSeq and is a predicted model, not a curated record. NCBI's taxonomy places the organism in Eukaryota, Metazoa, Arthropoda, Insecta, Diptera, Glossinidae. Bases 222 to 2492 code for a protein of 756 amino acids. Gene Ontology annotation, cellular component: nucleus. Gene Ontology annotation, molecular function: nuclear steroid receptor activity; zinc ion binding; nuclear receptor activity.